Molecule: messenger RNA, 201 nt
Organism: Laccaria bicolor S238N-H82
Lineage: Eukaryota; Fungi; Basidiomycota; Agaricomycetes; Agaricales; Hydnangiaceae
Exons: 1
Coding region: 1-201 (66 amino acids)
Biological process (GO): DNA-templated transcription initiation
Molecular function (GO): RNA polymerase II general transcription initiation factor activity; DNA binding
Source: RefSeq, a predicted model, not a curated record
AUGGUCGUGACUGGAGCCAAGUCGGAAGACGCUUCAUGCUUUGCGUCGCGUAAAUACGCGUGUAUAGUGCAAAAGUUUGGUUUCGAUGCGAAGUCCUCCGAUUUCAAGAUACAGAACAAGCUCAAGCUCAUUACAACCAACUCAGCAUACAUACAUACACUACAGUACAUUUACAUUGAUUCACAAUACAUGCUGAUUUGA